Striga asiatica is the source of this 657-nucleotide messenger RNA. The record is from the annotation of a GenBank genome assembly. NCBI's taxonomy places the organism in Eukaryota, Viridiplantae, Streptophyta, Magnoliopsida, Lamiales, Orobanchaceae.
AUGGCGUCCGCCGACAACUUGACGGCGAUGGAGCAGCCGUGGGGUUUCCGGCCGACAUUCACCGACGCUUGGGUUUCGGAUGUCUACAACAGGGAGACGGACGCCUUUAAGAGGGCGCUGCAAAUGUCCGACGGCGGCGGCGCCGCCGCUGCCGAGAUGGUGGAGUCCUUCCUCGUCGCGCCGGACGCCGCGCCCAUCUAUACGCCGACGGCAUCCGGCUGCUCGGAGAACGAGGUCUCCGCCGCCUGCGGAGGCGGUGCGUCGGGUCCUCGCCGUGGGCCGCCGCCGGCCGGAGGGAGGGUGGCGAAGCGGAGGUCGCGUGCGUCGAAGAAGAGGUCUGCGACGACUUUCAUCGCGGCGGACGCGGCGAACUUCAGGCAGAUGGUGCAGCAGGUGACCGGCGUGAGGUUCCCCGGCGCCGUCGAGGUGAUGCCGCCGAUGCCGGCUCAGAUGUUAAGGCCGGAGCCGCACAGGAUGGUGGAUCGGAUUCAGAUGGGUGGCUUUCAGCCGGCGUUCGGCGCGUCGAGUUUCCUGGCGGACGGCGCCCCCUCGAACCUGGUGGUGCCGCCGCUCCCGGCGGCGAGGCACGACGGUGGCGGGCUGGAGUUCGACCCGUAUUGUAGCUUUCCGACCCUCGAGUCGUGGAAGGUGAUGUAG